CCUGUGUAAGAGCGCAGAAGUGUGUGCCCAAUAAGAAGACGCGCAGAUAGACAGGCAGCAGCAGCCACUCGAGUGUGACGAACGCGCCUCUGGCCUGGCACGCGCGUUACUGAUCCCUUGGGCAGCGGGAGGAGGGAGGUGAGGGCUGGAGUCGGCGGCGCGCUCGGUGCGGAGGAUGCUGCUGCUGGAAGUCAGGCUACAGAGAGACGCGAUUGCUUGUGUGUGUGACUGAGAGACAAGCGAUACCCACAGCCUUCAUAUUCUGCUAUCCGAGCCGGGCACUGGGGCGCUCUGAGUGCAGCCAUAGAGGAUUCCAAAAGACACAAAACGUAAAGGAACCCAAGCGAAAAUUCUGAAUACUGGCAGCUUCUAUUUCCAUGAUCCCUGAUUUCACCUUGAGAAAUAUUCUGUUGUGCUAAGAAGGAAGGCUUCUGUCUCUCAGCAGGAGAAGGCCUAGGCAGGCUUAAAAUAAUGCAGGAGAAGAAAAGUACUUUCCCAAAAAGAGCUUCUUUGGUUCUCUUCCUGUGUCAAGUAAUUACUGCGCUGGAAGUACCACUUGACCCUAUACUUCAAAAGGAAUUGCUCCAGCCUCCAACCAUAACACAUCAGUCACCAAAAAACUAUAUUGUGGACCCAAGAGAGAGUAUUGUGAUUCAGUGUGAGGCAAAGGGAAAACCUCCCCCAAGCUUUUCAUGGACUCGCAAUGGCACGCAUUUUGACAUAGAUAAAGAUCCAUAUGUGACAAUGAAACCCAACUCUGGAACCCUGGUGAUUAAUACCAUGAAUGGUGCACGAGUAGACGCAUAUGAGGGUGAAUAUCAGUGCACUGCCAGAAAUGACCGUGGUUCUGCUCUAUCCAACAACAUUGUCAUUCGCCAGUCCAACAUCUUAAAAAUCAUCAAAGCCAUCUUGUUAGAAGGAUCCCCUCUGUGGACAAAGGAAAAAAUUGAGCCAAUUGUUCUUCAACAGGGUGUUCCUUUGGUACUCCCAUGCAACCCUCCAAAAGGGUUACCACCACCUAUAAUAUUUUGGAUGGACAACUCAUUCCAAAAGUUGCCCCAAAAUAAAAGGGUUUCACAGGGUCUAAAUGGAGAUCUUUAUUUUUCUAAUGUGCAACCAGAAGAUACCCGUGACUUCUACAUUUGCUAUGCAAGAUUUAAUCUUACUCAGACUAUACACCAGAAACAACCUAUUUCCUUGAAAGUUUUAACAAUGGAUGGAUUAAAUGAAACUAUAGCUGCUAAUUUAAGUGACACUGAGUUUUAUGGUGAUAGUCCUGCUGGGGAAAGGCGGCCUAGCAUGCUGUUUCCAAAUAUGACCGCAAGUAAUAAGACAGUCUUACUCGGAGAAGUACUUUUGCUGGAAUGUAUAGCAGAGGGACUGCCUACACCUGAAAUCCAUUGGCGUAAAGAGAGUGCUGAUUUACCUGCCGGCAGAGUCUUUUAUGAAAACUUCAAUAAAACGUUAAGGAUUAUUGAUGUCACUGAAGCUGAUGCUGGAAAAUAUAAGUGUAUAGGGAGAAAUAUCCUGGGCACCACUCAUCACAUUAUAACCGUCAAUGUGAAAUCUUCACCAUAUUGGAUAUCUCCACCAACAAAUAUUGUAUUGUCACCAGGAGAGGAUGGAAGUCUGAUUUGCAGAGCAAGUGGCAAUCCCACUCCUAGUAUAACAUGGCUAAUUAAUGGGGUUUCCAUUGAAUUGGCUCCUACAGAUGCAAGUAGAAGAGUAGAUGGAGAUACAAUUAUAUUUUCUAAGGUGCAAGAUGGGGCUACUGCGGUAUAUCAGUGCAACGUCUCUAAUAAAUAUGGCUACUUGCUCGCAAAUGCUUUUGUAAAUGUUCUUGCUGAGCCUCCUCGAAUUAUGGUGUUGAAACACGUCUAUAAAGUGAUUGCUAACAACGUAGCCUUGCUUCACUGUCCUUUUUUUGGCUCACCGAAGCCUGAAAUUAAAUGGUUUAAAGGUGUUCAUGGGAGCAUUUUACAUGGAAAUGGAUAUGUUUUUCAUGACAAUGGAACUCUAGAAAUACCUGUGGCACAGAAAGACAGCAGUGGAAAUUACACUUGUGUGGCAACUAAUACAUUUGGAAGUGUCAAAGACAUGAUUGGACUUCAAAUCAAAGAUCCAACUAUGAUUAUUAAACAACCAGAAUACAGAGUAAUUCAGAGAUAUGGAAGUGCGCAUUUUGAAUGCAGGGUAAAGCAUGAUCCCACUUUAAAACCAGUGGUGUUGUGGCUAAAGGAUGACAGUGAACUUCUAAAUGAUGAAAGAUUUAAAAUGACCAAAGGCCAUUUGACCAUCAAGAAUGUAACAGAGAAGGAUGAAGGAACAUAUACUUGUGUGGCAAACACUGAUUUGGACACUGUUUCAGCCAGUGCAGUGCUUACUGUUGUAGAAGCUACUCCUACUCCAGCUAUUUUCUACGAUCGCCCAAAUCAUCCUUUUGAUUUGGAACUGACUGAUCAUCAUGAAAGAAGCGUGCAGCUCUCCUGGGUCCCCGGCGAUGAUAACAAUAGCCCCAUUACCAAUUUUAUGAUUGAGUAUGAAGAUGCAAUGCAUGACCCAGGCAUCUGGCACUUCCAGGCUAAGGUCAGCGGUACUCAAACCACAGCUACACUGAGUCUUUCUCCAUUUGUCAACUAUUCUUUCCGAGUCAUUGCUGUCAAUGAAAUUGGAAGCAGUGAUCCCAGUGAAUCAUCAGAGCAAUAUAUGACAAAACCAGCAGAGCCUGAUAAAAAUCCAUCUGGUAUAAAAGGAGUUGGUACUGAACCAGAUAACUUGGUUAUUGCCUGGGAACCUAUAAAAGGAUUCGACUCCAAUGGACCAGGGCUGCAGUAUAAAGUCAGUUGGAGGCAGAAAGAUUUUGAUGAUGAAUGGACAUCUAUUAUAGUUGCAAAUGUAUCAAAGUAUAUUGUAUCUGGAACACCAACAUUUGAACCAUAUGAAAUAAAGGUCCAAGCGCUGAAUGACAUAGGUUAUGCCCCUGACCCAUCAGUAAUCAUUGGAUAUUCGGGAGAAGACUUACCUAUGACUGCUCCGAGCAAUGUUGAAGUGGAAGUGAUUAAUAAUACACUGGCAAAAGUUCAGUGGGAAUCUGUUCCUUCUACAUCAAUCCGAGGCCAUCUUCAAGGAUACAGGGUCUAUUACUGGAAAGCUGAAAAUCAAACAAAGAGAAACAAAAGACAUAUGGAAAAACAUAUGCUAUCAUUUCAUGGAAACAAGACACAUGGAAUGCUCCCAGGACUGGAACCCUUUAAAUCUUAUAUUGUCAAUGUUAGAGUUUUCAAUGGUAAAGGUGAAGGACCUCCCAGCACUGACAAAUAUUUUGAAACACCAGAAGGAGUCCCUAGUGCUCCACUGAAGCUGGACAUUGUUGAAAGAACUAUUGAUUCUUUAACUCUUAUGUGGAAACCACCCGCUCAUCCAAAUGGGGUCCUAACCCAAUAUACGCUGAUAUUUCAAUCAAUAAACGCCACACAUGAGCUAAGUCCUCCAGUUGAGAUAACUAUUCCUACAAAUGAAACAAGUCUGGUGUUAAGGAAUUUAAACCAAAGCACACGCUACAAGUUUUACUUGUAUGCAAAUACUGCGGUGGGUCCAGGAAUCCAGAUAACUCAAGAAGCAAUUACUGCUUUGGAUCAGGCUGGUGUUCCCCCACCUGCUGUGGGUACAGGCAAAGAAACCCUUUCUGCUACUUCCCCUGUCAUGCACACUGUUUCUCCAACUUUCUACAAGGUUCGGCCCAUCCUUCCAAGGAUCAAGAAUAUAACAUCAGCUGAAACUUCUGCUACAAUCAUUUGGGAUUAUGAGGGUCCAGAAGUGAAGUUCUAUAUUAAAUAUGUAGAAAUAAGCAAAGAAGAUUGGAAAAAAGAAUUUGUAAAUGAUACUCGGAGCUACUAUGUAUUAAAAGGUUUAACUCCUGGAACAUCAUAUAAAGUUCGAGUUGUUGCUGAUGAAUUUUCUGAUUAUGGGGUUUCUGAAGAUACCUUUCAGACAGGUCCAGCCAUGGCAAGCCGACAAGUUGACAUAGCCACCCAGGGAUGGUUCAUCGGUUUGAUGUGUGCUGUGGCGCUCCUUAUUUUAGUUUUGCUAAUUAUUUGUUUCAUCCGAAGAAACAAAGGUGGUAAAUAUCCAGUCAAAGAAAAAGAAGAUGCCCAUGCAGAUCCAGAAAUACAGCCCAUGAAAGAGGAUGAUGGGACAUUUGGUGAAUAUAGUGAUGCAGAAGACCACAAGCCGCUUAAAAAAGGCAGCCGCACUCCUUCAGACAGAACUGUGAAAAAAGAUGACAGUGAUGACAGUUUAGUUGACUAUGGAGAAGGAGUAAAUGGACAGUUUAAUGAAGAUGGCUCUUUUAUUGGACAAUAUAGUGGGAAGAAAGAAAAAGAGCCCGUAGAAGGCAAUGAAAGCUCUGAAGCUCCAUCCCCAGUCAAUGCCAUGAAUUCCUUUGUUUAGUCACCAGGACAUGGUCAUACUUUUCUUCUCCAAGCUUACAUGUAAUGCACCCAAGCAUCAUAAGGUUAUAUGAGAAACACAAAAUGGAGGCAUAUUCAAGGCUCGGCCAAUCAUUUACAUUGCACAUGUUCAAUUGGUACCUGAUGUCUGUGUGGAAAAAAAGUACAACAUGGAAUAUUUUAAUCCAUGGCAUAUGUUAUUUUUUAAAGAUUGUGGAAAUGGAUGUCGAAUCAACUGAAAAAAAAUUUAAUUUGUAAAUGCUAUCUCCUUAAAGUGUAUUAAUGCAUGGAAUGAUGCACAUUUCACAGACAAAACAUGGUUUGAUUCUUUGUUAUGCAGUCCUCAGUCAGACACCUGGUAUAGAGUUCGUUGUCAGUGUUACUGUAGUAUUACAAUGUAUAGAGCUUCAAUGUCUUGGUUGACAUUGUUGGUGAAGUUGGUGACUUUAUUGUAUAUCUAUAAUAUGUCUUUUUUUAAAAGACAAGAAAUCUAUAUAAAUAUAUAUAUAUAAAAAUAUAUAUGAUGGCAAAUUAAUUUAAGUAUGACACUUGCAUUUGCUGAUGCUUAAUGAGAUCCAAAUAUAUGCUCUCUACUCCCCUUAUUUUAAAGUAUGAUGUACCAGUGUUGUAUUUUGUAAACCAUGUUUAAACCAGGUUGUUAAGAGUCCAUAAAAAUCAUAUGCUUUGCUAUGCAUUGUGGAAUUUCUUCUGUCACAGUCACUGAAGAGCGAUGGAACUGAAUCGUCUUUGUGUAUUCAUAAUCAUAUAGUUCAGUGCCUUUAUUUGAUAUGCAUUCCAUAAUGCACUACUCCUCUGAAGUUUGCUGAUAGUUGUAACACCAGGUUAGUUUACUGCAGUGUCAUCUUCGGCAUAAAUAAGAUAUAUGUUUGUACAGACAGGAAUUAUGAAAAAAAAAGAGAAUGGAAAACAAUUACUAUAGGAUAUUACAUGUUUGCUGCAGUGUUUAUACUCUGUUCUGAUCUGUUUAUAGUAGCAGCAUAUGCAUUAUAGCACAAAGACCCAUCAUACGCAAAAGGAAUUUAAGCACAACAUGCUUUGAGUACCUGAA
Xenopus laevis (African clawed frog) is the source of this 5517-nucleotide messenger RNA. RefSeq names its product neuronal cell adhesion molecule L homeolog (gene nrcam.L). NCBI's taxonomy places the organism in Eukaryota, Metazoa, Chordata, Amphibia, Anura, Pipidae. Gene Ontology annotation, cellular component: neuron projection; axon; plasma membrane. The transcript is spliced from 34 exons. The record is from RefSeq and is a predicted model, not a curated record. Gene Ontology annotation, biological process: cell adhesion. The coding region runs from base 472 to 4449 and encodes 1325 amino acids.